Messenger RNA from Lolium rigidum, 1104 nucleotides. RefSeq names its product protein ENHANCED DISEASE RESISTANCE 2-like. The coding region runs from base 1 to 1104 and encodes 367 amino acids. The transcript is spliced from 9 exons. NCBI's taxonomy places the organism in Eukaryota, Viridiplantae, Streptophyta, Magnoliopsida, Poales, Poaceae. The record is from RefSeq and is a predicted model, not a curated record.
AUGGCUCUAAUCUUCACUUGCCGCCCAGGGCUGCGCGGAUAUUCUUCACAAACAGAUGAUGAAUGCCAUAUAACACCAGGGAUUCCUGUGAUGGAAGACAUGGUCGAUCCGUCAUUCCCGACAAGCCAGAAGCAUCAUGAAAUGGAAUCCGUGGUUGAACCAGCACAUGGAGGGCAAACAGGUGAAAAAAGCACGUCGGUAGUCGACCAAGAGUCGGAUGAGGACCCCGAGGACUAUCAAGAUCCCCAAGCUAACAUAGAGGAAGAAUCUGACAGUGAUGCUAAGGCUACAGAACCACCUCCUGAAAAAAUCGAUAUGUCCUGCUUUUCGGGCAUCCUUCACCGUGACCCGGAAGAACAAAGCCGCAGCUGCUGGACAGUACCAGACAGCGCGCUCUUCAAAGUCCGUAGCAAGAACUUCCCUACCGAUAAAUCAAAGAUACCUGCACCAAGUUAUCUCAUGGAGCUUGCGGCGAUUGACUGGUUUAAGGAUACCAAGCGCAUGGAUAAUGUUGGCAGGCAGAAAGGUUGCGUUGCUCAGGUUGCUGCCGACAAAGGGAUGCACACGUUUGUUGUCAACAUACAGAUUCCUGGACCAAUUCAUUACAGCCUAGUGAUGUACUUCGUCACAAAUACCUUGGAAGAAGGAUCGUUGCUGCAACGCUUCUUCGAUGGAGAUGAUGAAUUCCGCAAUAGCAGACUGAAGCUUAUGCCGGGAGUUCCAAAGGGCUCUUGGAUAGUGCGGCAGAGUGUCGGAAGUUCCUCUUGUAUAUUGGGGAAGGCCGUCGAUUGUAGUUACGUGCGUGGUCCAGGUUACUUGGAAGUGGAUGUUGACAUCGGUUCUUCUGCGGUGGCAAAUGGAGUUUUGGGCCUGGUGUUUGGUGUUGUCACAACAUUAGUAGUUGACAUGGCUUUCCUAAUACAGGCGAACACGUACGACGAGCUUCCGGAGCAGGUGAUUGGAGCAGCUCGGCUGGCCCACGUCGAACCGGCAGCAGCAAUAGUUCCUGACCUCGACAAUAACAGUGAUAGUAAAGAUAGCAGCAAUGACGACAACAACAAUAACACUUCCUCAGAGGACGACUCGUCCAAGAAAACCAACUGA